GUAGCCAAGUUCCCGGGACGUGGAAGGGGUCGGUGCAGCGAGGGAGCCUCCCAGUCCCGCUGAGCACCAGUGGACAGGGACUCACCUCAAGCCAUGGACCCCUUCGGUGCUGUAACCCCGAAUUUCCUGGCUGUACGGACAGCUCAAUUCUCAUCCGGAGGGAGCCUCAGAAUUCUAGGGCUAGGCAACCGGAAGUCUACGAACCGCUCUGGCCCGGCAGCCUGGGAGAGGGAGACCGAGUCCUCCGGGGCUGGCGCAUGCGCACUCGCAGGCCCGCUCUUCCCGGAAGCCCGAGCAGAGACCAGUGGGAUUCCUGGGCCCAGCUUCCUUCUUCUCGGUCGCGGAGUUUUUGUUCUACCGGAUUGGCGUUUCCCAGCUGCUGCCACUGUCAGUGAGAAGCAUAGCCGGCAAGUUUCCUGAGUCAGGAAAUGGUCCAUUAAAAUAACGCUCCUCAAAUUUGAACUUGCAGCGGAAUCUUUCGGGGAUCUUGGUAUAAUGCAGCUCGGGAUUCGAUUGUUAUUUUGUGUCAGUAAGUAAUCCAUAAAGUGCCAACAUGGGAAAGAAACGGACAAAGGGAAAAACUGUUCCAAUUGAUGAUUCUUCUGAAUCUUUAGAACCUAUGUGCAGACACAUUAGAAAAGGAUUGGAACAAGGUAAUUUGAAAAAGGCUUUAGUGAAUGUGGAAUGGAACAUUUGCCAAGAUUGUAAGACAGACAAUAAAGUAAAAGAUAAAUCUGAAGAAGAAACAGAAGAAAAUUCUUCAGUUUGGCUGUGUCUUAAAUGUGGCCAUCAGGGCUGCGGCAGAAAUUCUCAGGAGCAGCAUGCCUUGAAGCACUAUAUGACGCCGAGAUCUGAACCUCAUUGUCUGGUUCUUAGUUUGGACAACUGGAGUGUAUGGUGUUACCUAUGUGAUGAUGAGGUCCAGUAUUGUAGUUCAAACCGAUUGGGUCAGGUGGUUGAUUAUGUUAGAAAACAAGCCGGUAUUACAGCUCCAAAAUCAGCAGCAAAAGAUAGUGGUAAUAUUGAACUUGAAAAUAAAAAACUAGAAAAGGACAGUAAAAAUGAACAAGAGAGAGAAAAAAAGGAAAACGUGGCUAAAGAAAAUCCUACCAUGAAUUCUACUUCCCAAGUAACUGUGAAAGGACUCAGUAAUUUGGGAAAUACAUGUUUCUUCAAUGCAGUUAUGCAGAAUUUGUCACAAACACCCGUGCUUAGAGAACUACUAAAAGAAGUAAAAAUGUCUGGAACAAUUGUAAAAAUUGAACCACCUGAUUUGGCAUUAACAGAACCCUUAGAAAUAAACCUUGAGCCUCCAGGCCCUCUUACUUUAGCCAUGAGCCAGUUUCUUAAUGAGAUGCAAGAGACCAAAAAGGGAAUCGUGACACCUAGAGAACUCUUUUCUCAGGUCUGUAAAAAAGCAGUGCGAUUUAAAGGCUAUCAGCAGCAAGAUAGCCAGGAGCUGCUUCGCUAUUUAUUGGAUGGAAUGAGAGCAGAAGAACAUCAAAGAGUGAGUAAAGGAAUUCUUAAAGCAUUUGGUAAUUCUACUGAAAAAUUGGAUGAAGAGCUAAAAAAUAAAGUUAAAGAUUAUGGAAAGAAAAAAUCAGUACCAAGUUUUGUGGACCGAGUAUUUGGUGGUGAACUAACUAGUACAAUCAUGUGUGAUGAAUGCAGAACUGUCUCCUUGGUUCAUGAAUCGUUCCUUGAUUUGUCUCUACCGGUUUUAGACGAUCAGAGUGGUAAGAAAAGUAUAAAUGAUAAAAAUCUGAAAAAGACCAUGGAUGAUGAAGAUAAAGAAAGUGAGGAAGAAAAAGAUAUUAAUGACAGUUACAUAAAGGAGAGAAAUGAUACUCCUUCAGGAACAAGUAAGCACUUACAGAAAAAAGCAAAGAAGCAAGCCAAAAAGCAAGCCAAGAACCAACGAAGGCAACAAAAAAUUCAAGGAAAAGUUCUUCAUUUAAAUGAUGUCUGUGCCAUUGACCAUCCUGAAGAUAAUGAAUGUGAAGUUGAAAUGUCACUUCAGCAAGAAGUGGAUAUUAAAUCCAACCAUAUUUCACAAGAGGAAGUUAUACAUAAAGAAUAUUGUGUUAAUCAGAAAGAUUUGAAUGGCCAUGAAAAAAUGAUAGAAAGUAUAACUGACAAUCAAAAAUCCACAGAGGAAGUAGAUAUGAAAAAUGUCAACAUGGAUAAUGAUCUGAAGGUUUUGGCAUCUCCUGCUGAAUGUACUAGGAAUUUAAAUGGUGCCUACAUGAUGGAAGGGAGCAAUGGAGAAGUGGACAUUUCCAGUGGAUUUAAGAACCUUAACUUGAAUGCUGCUCUUCAACCUGACGAAAUAAAUUUAGAGAUUCUGAAUGACGAUCAUACUCCCGGGACGAAAGUAUAUGAGGUUGUAAACGAAGAUCCAGAAACUGCUUUCUGUACUCUUGCAAACAGGGAAGCUUUCAGUACUGACGAAUGUUCAAUCCAACAUUGUUUAUAUCAGUUCACCCGAAAUGAGAAACUUCGAGAUGCUAAUAAACUGCUUUGUGAAGUGUGCACACGGAGACAGUAUAGUGGACCAAAGGCAAAUAUAAAAGGUGAGAAGAAACACGUUUACACCAACGCUAAGAAGCAGAUGCUAAUUUCCCUUGCUCCUCCUGUUCUCACUCUUCACUUAAAGAGAUUUCAGCAGGCUGGUUUUAACCUACGCAAAGUUAACAGACACAUAAAAUUUCCAGAAAUCUUAGAUUUGGCUCCUUUUUGUACCCUUAAAUGUAAGAAUGUUGCUGAAGAAAAUACAAGGGUACUAUAUUCCUUAUAUGGAGUCGUUGAACACAGUGGUACCAUGAGGUCGGGGCAUUACACUGCCUAUGCCAAGGCAAGAUCUGCCAACAGUCAUCUCUCUAAUCUUGUUCUCCAUGGUGAUAUUCUACAGGAUUUUGAAAUGGAAUCAACCAAAGGACAGUGGUUUCACAUCAGUGACACACAUGUGCAAGCUGUGCCUACAACUAAAGUACUAAAUUCACAGGCUUACCUCCUAUUUUAUGAGAGAAUACUGUAACAAUUUCAAAAAGUGCUUUCUCUGGAAACAUGUCUAUGGCUUUUAUAAUGGCUGUAAUAAUAAAAAAGACUAACUGUAAAUCAUGUUCACUUAAAAUUAAGUACAUGCCAGAAGAAAUGUUUAUUGAAAUACUGAAGGGAAAAUACCUAAAAAUUUACAGUGGUUUUGUAUUGUCACAGUGGUUUUUAUUCCUGCUUCCAGUUUCUGGAAAGGACUCUGAAUUACUGAAGUCCUCUGUGCUUAUUAAUAUGUCUGGGUGGUGGUUUGCAACACAUCAAUAAAAUGAAUUACCCCCAAAACUUGUUUUAUUACU
Mesoplodon densirostris (Blainville's beaked whale) is the source of this 3350-nucleotide messenger RNA. RefSeq names its product ubiquitin specific peptidase 16 (gene USP16). The coding region runs from base 554 to 3037 and encodes 827 amino acids. Gene Ontology annotation, molecular function: zinc ion binding; cysteine-type endopeptidase activity; cysteine-type deubiquitinase activity. The transcript is spliced from 18 exons. Gene Ontology annotation, biological process: regulation of gene expression; regulation of cell cycle. The record is from RefSeq and is a predicted model, not a curated record. Lineage: Eukaryota; Metazoa; Chordata; Mammalia; Artiodactyla; Ziphiidae. Gene Ontology annotation, cellular component: cytosol; nucleus.